AUGGAAUAUGGAGUUUUAUCAUCAACAAUAAAGCAGUCUGCGAAUGUUGUAUUGCUUGCAAAAGCACAUUUACUUUCUUCAGACUCAGAUGAUAUUGUCCAAAUCAGAACACACUCAGUCGAUCUUUAUUCAUUCAACUCAGAAACACGAAACAUCGAAUUAGAGAGCUCUGCUCCAAUCCAAAAUACAAUUAUUAGUGCACAUAUUGUCACAAAUUGCGACUGGUCCACAGAUCGCGUUGCUUUUGUCACCUCAGAUUUUUCAUUUACCUUACUUUGGUUCGAAAACGACGAAAUCACUACACUCACAUCUACCGAAUUACGUCAUGAAGGUAUUAAGCCUACAAUAUUCUCACCAAUCAUUAGUUCAGGUGGUAAAUACGUCUUCGUUUCUCUUUAUCCAACAUCAUUAUUCUUAAUUACGAUAGGCGAUGCACUUACAGUCAAAGAAAUCCAUUUUACAUCAUUUAUUCCGAUUCGAAUGCAUUACUACGAAAAUCACUUAUUUUUCUUCACAGACAAUCACAAAUUACAAUCAGUUGAUAUUGAAUCAUUCGAUAAUAGUACUAUUGGAUACAACGACGACAUUCUGAAAUCAUAUGAAGAAUUUACUGACAAAGAAGUUUUGUUUUGUUUUCAAUACAUAUCUAUUGUUGAAGAAAAUACAAUCAAAGUUUACGAAUAUUCAGAUAAUUCGUUCAAAAUUCAUCAACAAAUUCCAAACGAUCAUAAAGAAAACAUCACAUUUAUCAACAUCACUGACACCGGAUAUUUCAUUGGAACAAAAGAUCAUAUUUAUUACAAAACAAGUUCAGAUCAUCCAGAAAAAUUUAUUUCUAUUUUUUCACCAAUUAAUUGCAUUGUAUUAAGAGAUAAUUUUAUUUUAGCACAUCAAAAGUACGAACAAACAAGUCUCACAGAUUUAAACAGUUUAACAAUCAAUCGAACAUCGAAAGAUCUCAGUUAUCUUACCAAUGUUUUUAAGUUCAAUGAUUCCGUCACAUCAUCCGAUUCAUUAAUUGUUUCUUCAUCAAGAAAUCCAAGCGAACUUGUUUUCUAUGGUGAAGGCAACAAAAUCGAAAUCAUCGAAGAAGGUAACUCAUCAGAACGGCGAAACAUCGAAAAAGUUUUUGUCAUUGAUGAUUCAGACUAUGUUUUUACUGGUGAUAGUUUUACUGAAUUCAAUCAUCAAGAUAAAUACGAAUCUUUUUGUUGUGACAAACGAACUAAAAGUAUUAGUCAAGAAAUCCAAGUUACCGAAGAUUGCAUUAAAACAUCAACCAUUUCUGUUGAUGGUUUAGAAAUCCAGAACUCAAUCAUUUACAACGAUAUUGUUGUUUUUAGUUCACCAGGUUCAUAUGUUGUCAAAAUCUACGAAUAUCGAAACAAAAAUGAAAUUCACCUUAAACGAGAAAUCGAUGUUUGUGGUGAACCAAGUUGUUUUAUAGUUUUUGGAAAUAAUCUUUUUGUCUCCACAUGGUCCAACAAUAGUGUUUGUGUUUAUAACAUCGACAGUGGUGAACUUAUUUGUAGUCUUUCAUCUCCUGUCUCAUCUCCAUAUGUCAUUCGUUCUCUUUUAUAUGAUGAAAAUAAGUCUGAAUUGUUUAUUGGUACUAGCAGUGGCUAUUUGAUUACAUGCAAAUACAAAGAUCAAUGUUUUGAUACAGACUCCGUCAAAUCCAUACGAAUUUCAUUUUCACCAUUAUCAUUGACAUAUUUACCUCAUCAUCAUUCUAUUUUUGUUUUUUCAACCGAAAAAUCAGGCAUCUGUGAAAUAAAUGAAGAAAACAAACUUGAUUUCUACAAGAGUGAUCUCUUUGGUAUCACAAAUGCAGAAUAUUUCAAUGAUUCACUUAUCAUGAUCAAAGAAGAUGGAACAUACAUGAUUGGAAAAAUCUCGGAUACAAGAGAAUUGGUUGAAUACAAGAGAUUUACAGUUGACGGUUUUGUAAAGUCAAUAAAUCUUCUUGAAGACAGAACAAUUGUUUUAUUGUCAGUUGAAAACGCAGAUAGUUUUGCAUUAUCAUUCUACAAUCCGUAUAAUUUUGUUUUACAAAGAAAAGUUGUCCAAAAGAUCCCUAAUUUCGUGCCAAAUGAUAUGAAAACAGUUGCUUUAAACGGUCACAAUUAUAUCGUUGUGGCUGGCGGUUUGACAAAAGGUGAUAAGAAAGGUGACAGUUAUUUCUAUGAAUAUACUGAAUCAUCUUUAGUGAAAAUCACUAAUAUGCAGUUCGAUUUCGAUGUAACAAGUGUUUCUUAUUCGAACAAAAAAGUGGUUUUCGCAAGUGGAUCAUCUUUGUACGUUAUUAACGUUUCUACCGAUAAUUCUGGCGGUUUGACACUUUCUCCUGAGAACAAACAAGAAGGAAUGAUGCUUUGUGUUGAACUGAAGUCAUUCAAUGAAGACCAGAAUGACGAAAACAGCGAGACAGGCGGACUCUUUGUUUGGAGUGACAUUUUCAAGAGUUGUGGAAUAUUUGAUGCGAAUACAAACCAAAUUUGUCUUUCAAAGAUUGACUACAACUCUAAACAGUUGACUUCAUCUGAGUUCGUUGAUGAGAACUCGGUUAUUUCUUGCGAUGUCUAUGGUGGUGUUUAUUACUUGAAACACCAACCAAGUGAUGAUUCAAGUGAUGACAACAAAUCAUUAGUCACGAAAUCUCUUUUCAGUUUAGGAGAGUUUGUCACGAAAAUAAUGAAAUGGAGACCAUCUAAGCCUGUUGAUAACAUCUACAAGACAUUUGUUGUUUCAACAAUAAAUGGAGGAUUACAUUUAUUGUGUUUGUGUCCGAAAGAAAUUGUUUCUGAAAUCCAGAAGAAGAUGGAUGAAGAAACAGUUUCAUUCUCUGCUUUGACGCCUUACUAUUGCAAUGAAAAGUCAUUCAACUAUGCGAAUGUUGAUGAAAUCGAAGACGAAAAUUUAUCCCAGCAAUCCAAAGAUAUCAUCAACUGGAUGAACUCAUUCAAAGUUGAUUACAUGUAA
Trichomonas vaginalis G3 is the source of this 2982-nucleotide messenger RNA. RefSeq names its product DNA repair/RNA processing CPSF family. Gene Ontology annotation, molecular function: protein binding; nucleic acid binding. The transcript has a single exon. Bases 1 to 2982 code for a protein of 993 amino acids. The record is from RefSeq and is a predicted model, not a curated record. Gene Ontology annotation, cellular component: nuclear pre-replicative complex; nucleus. Gene Ontology annotation, biological process: DNA-templated DNA replication; rRNA processing. Lineage: Eukaryota; Parabasalia; Trichomonadida; Trichomonadidae.